Molecule: messenger RNA, 1774 nt
Organism: Punctularia strigosozonata HHB-11173 SS5
Lineage: Eukaryota; Fungi; Basidiomycota; Agaricomycetes; Corticiales; Punctulariaceae
Product: MFS general substrate transporter
Exons: 12
Coding region: 1-1659 (552 amino acids)
Cellular component (GO): membrane
Molecular function (GO): acetyl-CoA transmembrane transporter activity
Source: RefSeq, a predicted model, not a curated record
AUGCCGGUGACCCUCGAUCCAUCCCAAGCAAUGUCAUCCACGUUGGACUCAAUACAUAUUACACCUCGAACGCCACGGACCGCGUCGAAAUUGCCUAGAAAUGGACAAGCAUACGUGGAAGAUGAUAUAGACGAAGUGCAGAUGUCGUUACUGGGGGAAGAGGAGCGACGAGAGGCCGCAGCAGAUCUUCAAGAUGAAGAAGUACCCGGCCACGAACAGCGAGCAUUGAGUACGAAGGACAAGAGAGGAAUCGUGCUUCUGAUCGUCUUGUACCUCAUUCAGGGCGUUCCCUUGGGACUUGCGCUCGGAUCUGUGCCAUUCCUUCUCCGAGAACAUUUGUCAUAUUCGCAACUCGCCGUGUUUGCUCUCUCCAGUUACCCUUAUUCCCUCAAGCUCUUGUGGUCACCAUUCGUGGAUUCAAAGUACUUCCCAUCAGUUGGCCGUCGCAAGUCAUGGAUCAUUCCAAUGCAAGCUAUCAUCGGCACCUUGAUGCUAUAUAUCUCUUAUAAUGUUCAAGCACUGUUGGACAGCCCAGCGGAUAAUGUCUACAUGUUGACGGCUGUCUUUACCUCAUUGGUGUUGUUCUCUGCGACCCAGGAUAUUGCUGUGGAUGGCUGGGCUCUCACCCUUCUGUCCCAGGAAAACAUCUCAUACGCUUCGACCUGCCAAACUAUUGGCCUGAACUCGGGAUAUUUUGCGUCGUUCACUGUCUUCCUGGCUCUCAAUAGCCAAAACUUCAGUGACAAAUGGGGGAUCCCCCGCCUCGAGCUCGCGACAUAUCUACGUUUCUGGACAGUGAUAUGCUAUUGUGUCACUAUUUGGCUCCUCUUCUUUAAGAAGGAGGAUCCAGAAAGCCACAGCGACGAACCUAUGAGCAUAAAGGUCGUUUACAAGAACAUUUGGGGAAUUUGCAAACUGUCGAACAUUCAAACGAUGCUUAUCGUGCAUCUUCUCGCGAAAAUCGGCUUUCAAGCCAACGAAGCUGUCACUCGUCUGAAGAUGGUCGAGAAGGGUCUCGGUCGUGAAGACCUCGCAAUCGCUGUCCUCAUAGAUUUCCCCUUUCAGAUCUUAGGGGGUUGGCUAGCGGCGAGGCUCUGUACACCCCAAAAACCGCUCAGACCAUGGAUAUGGGCUUACUGGCCCAGGCUUGGUUUCGCGUUAUCAAGCACGUUGAUUGUAUAUUGGUUCCCGAAGCCACCAGUAGGCUACGGCUUCUUCGUAUUCCUGGUAGUGCACACCGUGGCACAAAGCUUCUGCGAAACUCUGCAGUUCGCCGGUAUCUCUGCAUUCCACACGCGGAUAUCGGACCCCCUCAUUGGCGGGACUUACAUGACCUUGCUGAAUACUUUCUCCAACCUGGGAGGUACUUGGCCACGAUUUUUUGUCUUGAAGGGCGUCGACUUCUUCACUGUUGCGACAUGCAAGGUGAAAGAGGCUGGGACUGAGCUCACACUCAAAACUGCCGAGUGUGUCAGCGACGCGGGCAAGGCGCACUGUGCGGACAUCAACGGAGAGUGUGUCACCGAGCAUGACGGCUACUACUACGUCUCCGCCAUAUGCCUUGUACUUGGUGCCAUCUCGAUCGGCUUCUACAUUAUACCGACAGCGCGCAGGCUCCAAUCAUUGCCUCCAGCAAGAUGGCGAGUCAGCGCGGCAUAGACCGCUCAGCUCGGAGGUGCAGCCUGAGGGGCAUUUCUUAGUUGGUGGCCGUAACGAUAGCAAUUCUGGAUGUCUGAAUACAAUGGCUAUGGAUUCGGGCAAUGCACUACAAAAG